AGUUAAAAAUUUCUAGCAUACUGGAUGCAUUAGAUCAAUAGAUGUGGACCGCACGAUGGAGUUGGAACGAUUCUAAUUGGGGAACAUGCAUGUUCCAUUGGGAACACAAUAUCUCUUCCUCACUACUUUCCUUUUCGUGAAGCCGAUUCUGGUUCGGAGCCAUCUCACUCACACAUCUCCUCUCACUCUCUCUGGAAUUCCGGCGAAGAUAGAGUCCGAUCGAAAGAGGAAGAAGUCUCCGGUGGUGCCGGCGGAGCAGAAUGAGAAGCAUAAGCAGCAUUUGAACAAGACGAAGAAGAUGUCGUACUGUAGCAACAGCCACGGUGGUGAUGGAGGUGAGGUUAGGGCAUCGCACAUACUGGUGAAGCACCAAGGCUCGAGGCGCAAGGCGUCGUGGAAGGAUCCAAAAGGCCAGGUCAUCAGAAACACCACCAGAGACAGCGUCGUCUUUCAGCUAAAGGCCUUCCGUGACGACAUCGUUUCUGUCAAAGCCAAGUUUGAGGACAUCGCCUCUCGCUUCUCGGAUUGCAGCUCUGCCAAUCGCGCCGGCGAUCUCGGUCACUCCCAAUUUGGAUUGCAGAAUACUUCAAAUACUGCUAGAGGAUGGGAACCAUCUUGA
This is a messenger RNA of Arachis ipaensis, 619 nucleotides long. The record is from RefSeq and is a predicted model, not a curated record. NCBI's taxonomy places the organism in Eukaryota, Viridiplantae, Streptophyta, Magnoliopsida, Fabales, Fabaceae.